GAUAUACCGUCUCACACAGGAACGGAUGAACUUUUAGAGAUUGUCAAUUGAGCAAGAGAGACUGACUGAUAAACCAGAUUGCUGGUUUAUUCAAUUAUAUGCACAUCCUGUAGGUGGCCGGUGGUUCAGGCUGCCAGAGCACCACAGACAGGCCCCUCUGACUCUAAUCUAGAGGUGAUACUUCUCCCAAGUGCUUCUCUUCUAUGAAAUCCACAGGGAUACAGGACAGGACCAAGGAGUACCAGGGUGCUAGGCUUAGUGGCACCAGGAACACCUGAUCCUUCCAUACAGGAAGAAACUGAGGACGCUCAGUGCAACGCCCAACACAGGUUAAGACAAAGCCGAGACUCAAAAUCAGACCCCAGCUUCCGGUCCCAGCCCAUAGAUUCUUCCAUUUCCUUCGCCGGAAGUGAUAUACAGCCCCUGUUCUCCUUCGUGUCCGUUGACGGGUCCCAGGCUGGGGAGGCGGAAGAAUGGGCGGGACCACGGGCGGAAGCACCCCUCCUACCGGGACCCGGAAAAACAUGGCCACACCGAGCCGGCCUAUCCGGAAACUGGUUCGAAGAAGACGGGGAUUGGCUAUCGCUUCCGGAAGUUACGAGCUUUGUUUCGGAGCGGGAUCUCUUCCGAGACGCCCUGGGGGCCGGAUGGAUCACUGUAACUGCUGGUGACGACUGGAUUAUAGGAGGGCAGGAAUUGUGAGAAACCACUCAGGAGGCUACUGCUGUAGAUGAGCGAUGUGACCUAGCGUAUGGGAGAGAAGUGGACGAAUCAAAGUAGAAUCCUGCUUGUCUGUGAAAUGCAGUUAACACAUCAGCUGGACCUAUUUCCCGAAUGCAGGGUAACCCUUCUGUUAUUUAAAGAUGUAAAAAAUGCAGGUGACUUGAGAAGAAAGGCCAUGGAAGGCACCAUCAAUGGAUCACUGAUAAAUCCUACAGUGAUUGUCGAUCCAUUUCAGAUACUUGUGGCAGCAAACAAAGCAGUUCACCUCUACAAACUGGGAAAAAUGAAGACAAGAACUCUAUCUACUGAAAUUAUUUUCAACCUUUCGCCAAAUAACAAUAUUUCAGAGGCUUUGAACAAAUUUGGUAUCUCAGCAAAUGACACUUCAAUUCUAAUUGUUUACAUUGAAGAGGGAGAAAAACAAAUAAAUCAAGAAUACCUAAUAUCUCAAGUAGAAGGUCAUCAGGUUUCUCUGAAAAACCUUCCUGAAAUAACAAAUAUUACAGAAGUCAAAAAGAUAUAUAAACUGUCUUCACAAGAAGAAAGUAUUGGGACAUUAUUGGAUAGUAUCAUUUGUAGAAUGUCAACAAAAGAUGUUUUGUGAACUGUCAGAAAUAUUACCAAAAAUUCAGUAUUAAACAUUGAUUUUCCUUUCCUGA
This is a messenger RNA of Symphalangus syndactylus (siamang), 1382 nucleotides long. It is a transcript of the gene TPRKB, whose product is annotated as TP53RK binding protein. Gene Ontology annotation, cellular component: EKC/KEOPS complex; nucleus; cytosol. NCBI's taxonomy places the organism in Eukaryota, Metazoa, Chordata, Mammalia, Primates, Hylobatidae. The record is from RefSeq and is a predicted model, not a curated record. Gene Ontology annotation, biological process: tRNA threonylcarbamoyladenosine modification.